Molecule: messenger RNA, 1716 nt
Organism: Pocillopora damicornis (cauliflower coral)
Lineage: Eukaryota; Metazoa; Cnidaria; Anthozoa; Scleractinia; Pocilloporidae
Source: RefSeq, a predicted model, not a curated record
GUGAGAACGGCUUUCGUGAUCUCUGUAUUGCGAUUCCUUUGUGGCUUCCCAUAUCAUAGAUCAUGGCGAGUGGUGGUUUAAGCUCUGUCCGCGAUGCUUUGUUAACAGCCAGCUUCUAUGAUAUUAUCGACGAUGACGAAUUUGUUCUUCUAUAUGACGCCUAUUCGUCAAAACCUAUUUUCCCAUACUGGAAAUUCCCCAGAUUCAGUGUAGACGAGUGGAGCGAUGUGGAGUGCAAGACUGAGCUUAGAUUUGCGAAGAAACAUCUGCCUGAAUUAUGUGAAUGUUUAGGAAUUCCUGAAAAAAUUACAUGCGUGCAAAGAACAGUAUGUGGUGGGAUGGAGGGCCUGUGCAUUUUAUUGAAGAGGUUGGCAUACCCUUGUAGAUACACAGACAUGGUACCCCGCUUUGGCAGGAAUCCGACCGAGCUUUGCUUAAUCUUCAACACUAUGAUCGAUUUUAUCUACGAUAAUCAUAACCAUCGACUUCGCAGCUGGGAUCAGUUCUUUUUACAGCCUAACCAGCUGUACAGCUAUGCAGAGGCUGUGCACCGUCUUGGUGCUCCAUUAGGCAAUUGUUUUGGAUUUAUUGAUGGUACUGUGCGUGGAAUAGCGAGGCCACAAGAAAACCAAAGGGUUAUGUACAAUGGCCACAAGAGAAUACAUUCCAUAAAAUUUCAGAGUGUUGUCAUCCCAAACGGAUUAAUUGCAAACCUUCAUGGCCCCUUUGAAGGUAAAAGACACGACAGCACAAUGCUCCAACAAACAGACAUUCUCAAUGAGCUUCGGAGGGUGGCAUUUCAUAAUGGGCAUCCUCUUUGUCUUUAUGGUGAUCCUGCAUACCCUUUGGGUGUUCACCUUCAGGCCCCUUUUAAAAACAUUCAACUCACUCCACAAAUGGUUUUGUACAAUGCGGCCAUGAGUGAAGUAAGAGUUGCAGUUGAGUGGCUUUUUGGUAAUAUUACAAACUAUUUUAAGUUUAUUGAUUUUAAAAGCCAAUUACAAAUUAACUUGAGUUCAGUGGGGAAAUUUUACAUUGUUUGUGCCCUUUUGGAAAAUGCGUUGACCUGUCUGUAUGGUAACAUUGUGUCAGAAAAGUUUGAAGUUCAACCGCCUUCUUUACAGGACUACUUCCAAUAAUCUGAAUUCGUCUUAUUUUGUAUUUUGGCCAAUAGAAGAGUUACACUUUUGAUGUUGGAGGGUUAAAAAUUUAAAGAAAGAUUGUAUUAGUAAUCACUUGUACAUUAUUAACCUUUUUUUGGGAUGGCUUUCUUUGAGUGCAAUGUAUUGUAGAUCCAAAUUUGUAAAAUAAGCUGAUGAGUGAGAAAAAUAUUUUCUUCAGUAGAAAUAAACAUCAGCACAACCUACAUGUGUUGACAUUUCUGUUUACACUUAAUACUUUUGUGACAUUUAUGCAAAUUUUUGUGCCAUCAUGGAUUUAAUCAAUUAGUACACUUGCUAACUUAGGUCAUGGAAUUCCUUGAAAAGUAAUGGAAAUUUUCAUAGCUCAAAAGUGUAUUACCCCUGGCCCCUGGUUAAUGCGUACCAAUUACUUUAUCUGGUAAACACAACAUUUGUUUUAUGAUUGUAAACAGUGCUUUUUAAUGAUCAAGGUUGUAAUUUUCUGUUUUAUUCGUACAAUGGGCUGCUGCCCAAAAAUUUUGUUUAAUAAAUAAAGAUAAUCGAGAUAAGUGGCCUUUACAAUACAAAAUAUGCU